Molecule: messenger RNA, 5800 nt
Organism: Conger conger (European conger)
Lineage: Eukaryota; Metazoa; Chordata; Actinopteri; Anguilliformes; Congridae
Product: EH domain-binding protein 1-like
Exons: 25
Coding region: 719-4405 (1228 amino acids)
Molecular function (GO): protein binding
Source: RefSeq, a predicted model, not a curated record
GAGCUGGUCUUCUACUUGAGAUAACUCAUAUACCAUACGUAAACGCGUUUUCGUGGUGAAAUAACUUGCUUUGAAAUUCUCCCUGCCUUUUUUUGUAUCUAAAGUCCCGCCCCGUUGCAGUGGAGACCAAUGAAUGGGUACUUAUAUCUGCGUGGACCACUUAAAACGCGAGCCUCCCGUUGUUCCUAAAACUUAAUUUAUAGGCCUAGAUGAUGAAAGGCAUUUUGCCUGGACGUUUUACUUGGUUCGUCUGCUAGAAAACUGCAUUUAACCGCCAAGAUUGUCUUUCCAGAAAUCCAAUAAAAGUAGGUUGGUUAUACUGAUAAUAAAUGCGUAAAAAUCGAUGCGUAAGACUCUGGUAAACGAACUCUGGACACGUGACAUUUUGUGAAUCGGGAGAAAAGAUUAUUUGGGAUUUUCGCCUUCUCCGCAGAGCCAUGUACGCUCAUGUCAGACUCGACAGUCAUCGCGAGGAGAAUGUGUCACCUCGUUUACGGCUAUCCUGACGUCCUGAGGAGUCAUGCCGCCUGAUCUAGCGACGCCACUGCGAGAGGAUUUGUUCUAAUUUUAAUUUGUCUUUAAACCUGAAUAAUGCGUGCGCACAAAACGAUGACCGUGUUUGGAUACUGCUAGAAUUCCAACGCGAAGAAGAAGAAGGAACAACUGCGAGGAAAAGAAGGGGGAAAAAAAACGAAAUAAUCCCGUCACCCAGAGAAAUAUGGCUUCGGUGUGGAAAAGAUUGCAGCGUGUGGGCAAACACGCGUCCAAGUUCCAGUUCGUGGCGUCCUACCAGGAGCUGAUGGUGGAAUGUACAAAGAAGUGGCAGCCAGACAAGCUGGUGGUUGUGUGGACACGCAGAAGUCGACGGAAAUCUUCCAAGUGUCAUGGCUGGCAGCCUGGAAUUAAAAACCCCUACAGAGGAGUGGUGGUGUGGCCAGUUCCCGAAAACAUUGAGAUCACCGUCACGCUGUUUAAGGACCCGCAUGCGGAGGAGUUUGAGGAUAAGGAGUGGACGUUUGUGAUCGAGAACGAGUCCCCCUCGGGCCGGCGGAAGGCCCUGGCCACCAGCAGCAUCAACAUGAAGCAGUACGCCAGCCCCAUGCCCACGCAGACCGACGUCAAGCUCCGGUUCAAGCCGCUGUCCAGGAAGGUGGUCUCCGCCACGCUGCAGCUCUCCCUCUCCUGCAUCUUCCUGCGCGAGGGCAAGGCCACGGACGAGGACAUGCAGAGCCUGGCCAGCCUGAUGAGCAUGAAGCAGGCCGACAUCGGCAACCUGGACGACUUCGAGGAGGAGAACGAGGAGGACGAGGAGAACCGGGUCAACCAGGAGGAGAAGGCCGCCAAGAUCACGGAGCUCAUCAGCAAGCUCAACUUCCUGGAGGAGGAGGAGCCAGAGCCUCCCAACGCCAGCGCCAACCCCUUCGAGGACCCGGACGACCCAAACGACCCAAACGACCCGGACGACCCGAACGAGCUCAACCCGUUUGGAGAUCCCGACGAAGAAGAGCCUGUGUGUGAGCCCGCUGCCCCCCCGCCCUGCCAGAAGGAGGAGGAGCUCUUCUACGACCAGGACCCCUCCAACCCGUUCAACGACACGCCCCCUGACCCCCCCCAGCCGGGGGGGAACCCCUUCGACGACCCCGACCCCGACCCCGACCCCGAGCCCGAACCCUCCCCCCCGAAACCGGCCAAGAGGAAGAACGUGCGGCCGGUGGACAUGAGCAAGUACCUGUACGCCCCCUCCCCCCGGAGCGACGAGGAGCUGGACGAGUCCAACCCCUUCUACGAGGCCCAGGCCCCUCCUGCCCUGGUCCUGCCCCCCCAGGAGAACAGCCUGGAGAGCCGGGGCAAGAGACGGGCCCCCGCCCCCCCCACGGCCUCGCCCGCCCCCCCUGCGCCAAAAACAGCCCCCGAACGCCCGGCCCACACCCCCACCCCCACCCCCACCCCCGUCUCCGCUGUCCUGGGGAAGGAGCUGGCCUCCUCCUCUCCUAAGCCCAGCCCUCUCCCCAGCCCUCUGAUUGGCUGCCGGUCGAACGCCACGCAGUCCCUGCUGGUGUGGUGCAGGGAGGCCACGCAGAGCUACCGCGGCGUGAAGAUCACCAACUUCACCACCUCCUGGAGGAGCGGGCUGGCCUUCUGCGCCCUGCUGCACCACUUCAGACCCCACGCCAUAGACUACAAGUCCCUCAGUCCCCAUGAUAUUAAAGAGAACAACAAGAAGGCGUACGACGGUUUCGCCAGCCUGGGCAUCUCCCGGCUGCUGGAGCCGGCGGACAUGGUGCUGCUGGCCAUCCCGGACAAGCUGACGGUGAUGACGUACCUGUACCAGAUCCGGGCGCACUUCAGCGGCGAGGAGCUGAGCGUGGUGCAGAUCGAGGCCAACAGCAGCCGCAGCACCUACAAGGUGGGCGACUUCGAGACGGACGGCCACAGCUCGCUGGCCGAGGGCCAGUUCUACGCCGAGGUGGGCGACGCGCGGCACGAGCCCCAGGCCGGGGGCCCCGCCGUGGCCAACGGGGAGAGGGCGCCACGCCCGCACCAACACGAGGAGGAGGAGGAGCCGCCGGUCGCUCCGGUCGCCGCGGUUACGGUGGAGGAGACCUCGGUGUGCCGGGUCCCCUCCGUCGCCGGCCGGGCCUCACCCCCGACCCCGACCCCGAACAGUGUGACCUUUGACCCCGCCCCCACGCCGCAGCCAGCGCCCCGGUCCCCCGGCGGGGCGGUCGGGGUGGGCGGCUCUGACCCGGUCUCGACGCCGUCGCGCCCGGUCCCGGGGAAACGGACGCUGCUGAAGGUGAACGCUGGGGACUUCGGCGACCCGGAGCCGGGGCGGGGCGCCAGAGCGGAGGAGGGCGUCCCCCAGAACGAGAGCGGGGUGCCGGAGCAGGGGGACGGCCGGGGGGCGGGGGUCGGGGUCGGGGUCGGGAGGGCCGACCCGGGCUCCCCCGCUCACAGAGUGGCGGCCGCCGCGCCCCACAGACUGGGCUCCUCGUACGCGCGCGACGCCGACCUCAGCAGGAAGAAGAGAGCUGACUCCGCCCCCGACGCUGUCCGUCAAAACCACCUGGAGGUGGCCACGCCCCCCAAGCACCUGCAGCAAACGCCGGCAGUCCCGAAAUCGAGCGCUCCAGAGGAGAAGAAGGUGCAGUCUCGGCAGGAGGAGCUGAAGGAAAGGGCCAGGCUUCUCCUGGAGCAGGCCCGGCGAGACGCCGCCACGAAGGCGGGGAGCAAGCACACCGCCAGCGCCGUGUCCGCCGCCCCGCCCCGCGCUCCGCACGCCAUCGACGAGCGGGAUGAGGAGCGGCGGAGGUUGCUGAGGGAGCGGGCGCGGCAGCUGAUCGCUGAGGCUCGCUCGGGGGUGAAGAUGGCAGAGUUCCCGCUGUACGGAGAGACGGGCAAGGGGAGGGUCCACGCCGCACGAGAUGUGGUGGUGGGUAUGGCCGUGGAUGAAGAGCAGGGUGAUGAUGAUGAUGAUGUAGUUGGCACUAACCCUGAGGAAGAGGAAGGAGGGGAUUGUACUAACCUUAACUCUGAACUUGCUUCUGUCGGUGUGCAGAACAGAGCGCACGGAGCAGAGCCGCGGCCGCUAACCGCUAACUCUUCCUCACCACAGCCUUCCUCACCCUCCUCCUCCUCACCACCACAGAGCCCGCAGCGGGAGGGCAGUGUGGAGGAGCUGCGUGUGGAGCGUCUGCGCAGGGUGACGGAGCGUCUGCGCAGCCCUGCGGUGUUCAGUAAGGAGUCUGCGGUGCGCAGGACCCAGCUGCAGUCCUUCAGCCAGUAUGUGGAGAGCAGGCCAGAGGUGAAGAGGCAGCGCUCGGUUCCUGAAGACCCAAAACCCGCUGCAGAAGAUCCGCUCCCUGUGAUGGACCCAGAACACACACCGUCUGAAGAGGAGAAGGCGUUUAAAGACACCAGUCAGUACGUGGUGGGGGAGCUGUCUGCUCUGGAGAGCGAGCAGAGACAGAUCGACACCCGGGCCUCUCGCGUGGAGAAGAAGCUGCGCUACCUCAUGGACACAGGGAACAACAGGGAGGAAGAGGAGGCUAUGAUGCAGGAGUGGUUCACUCUGGUCAACAAGAAGAACGCUCUGAUUCGCCGACAGAACCAGCUCUCUCUGCUGGACAAGGAGCAUGAUCUGGAGAGACGAUUUGAGCUUCUCAACCGCGAACUGAGGGCCAUGCUCGCCAUCGAAGACUGGCAGAAGACGGAGGCGCAGAAGCGCAGGGAGCAGCUGCUGCUGGAUGAACUGGUCAUACUGGUGAACAAGCGCGACGCACUGGUCAGGGACCUGGACGCCCAGGAGAAAGAAGCUGAAGAGGAGGAUGAGCACUUUGAGAAGACUCUGGAGCAGAACAAAGGAAAGAUGGCCAAGAAAGAAGACAAGUGUGUCCUUCAGUGACAUCAUCAUUUUAUAACAAAAAUACAUAAAUAUACCUUUAUAAUGACUAUUACAGAGAAAAACACUACUAACCGUUACCUGAAAGUGUAAAUCUGGUGAUCGUUCGGAUCAGAACUGUGUCAUUAUGGGCCUUUUUAAAGGGCUUCGGAACCGGUCCCCUGAAUGCCUUUUUACCCGUUUUUAUUACUCCAGUAUUCAGAGUUUUUAAAAUUGUAUUUUUUUUUUGUUUAGUUUUGUUUGCGUUGGUCAGACAGGUACGGUACUCGUUCUGAAUGCACACGGCCCACUGCACAGCUCUAACGGAGUCACGCGGCUUUACAACGGAAAAAGUCAAACAUGAACGAAACGUAUUUCAUCCAAUUGCUCUAUAGUUUAUUGUUUUUUUUGUUUUGUUUUUUUCAAAUAAGAAAAUGCUAAUUGAAUGCAGAGACCCUUGGCUACGCUUUACGUUUGGAAGAGUGACAUAUAGGCGGAACAUUUACGUGUCAAUGGUCCUGAUUAUCGAGGCAUGGUCGCGACGUGAGAUUCAGCCUUGCAGCAAUCUGAUUGGUCCUGAAUUUUGACUAAGUAAAACUUUGACUAAAGAACUUUACUUACUCAUACUUUACUUUAAGUGUGUAUGUUAAGAGAAAGACGUCCUAAGACGAGGCAAGUGUAACGUUGGCUUUUAUCGGUUACUCAGAACCAGAAGUCAGGUUGAAUUUUGUCCCUAAAAGCAAAAGAAAGAUGCAUCACAUACAUAUUUACAGUGUCUCGUUGAAAAUUCAAAUCUAGAUGUUUUGACUAUCAGCACCAGAGAGAGGGGAUUGUAUUAAAAUAAAAAUCACUGCCUUUGCUUUUUCACCAUUUAAACGGAAAUAAAGGUGCACACUAACGUUUGGAUAACAGACGAAACCGCCAUGUAUAUGUGUGUGUACAUUUGUAUGUAUAUAGACACAGAUGCGUAUUUACACAUACAUAUAACAUGUAUGUGCAUGUAUUGGAGUGUGCGUAUACUGUACAUAAUCAUGCACACAUGUAUGCAUUUACACGUACGCAUCACAAAUAUGGCCGUCACUGUAACCGGUGAGAAAAUUAUAUAUGUAUGGAUCGAAACUCUUUAAGUUAAGCACAGAGGCAGCAUUGAGAGGAGGUGCCCUGGUUUAGUACCCCGGGUCUCUGAGAGACUUCAGGUGAGAGGAAGUGACGGUUUGGCCUGCCGAUCGUCACUCGGUAUGACGUUAUAGCUUGCGAAACGUUUGCGCAAAAACUUAGUUGACAAAGAGUAAUUAUUUAUUACUGUUUGUCAUUUUUUCCGGAGUCACAUGCAAGCGAGUUUAACAUCAUGACCAUGUGUAUUUCAUUUGCUCCAGGAGUUCUGUUAAUAUUUAUUGUGUACUUCAAAACAAAAACAAA